Messenger RNA from Dicrocoelium dendriticum, 1757 nucleotides. The record is from the annotation of a GenBank genome assembly. Lineage: Eukaryota; Metazoa; Platyhelminthes; Trematoda; Plagiorchiida; Dicrocoeliidae.
GCCAUAAUCAUCUCUCGAUAGUUGUGCUAAUGACAUCCAGUUACACCUUCCGUCCAUCUCGGUCUUUUGAUGGAUGGUUAUGAUUACGCCUCACAGGCCUGUCGCAAUGUACGUUGCGCAUUUAGCACGGGAAAGCUCGGAAUCCCGAAUCUGACGCAUACUGCAGCUGCGCACCCCUUCACUCGGAUAUACUCGAGGGCUAAUCCCUGAAUGAAAUGUGCGGUAUUGCCGUUGUUAUCGCACCUUCCGGCCAGUCACAGCCAACGAACUCAGGAAUUGAACAUUUCCAAUCGCUGGUUGGCUGCGACUGCGGCACGCUAUUACGUCGUGGUCCAGAUUCAUGGUUUCAGACAUCAAUAACUCCCUUUGGUCUCAGUUCGUCUCCAGUUCAGCUUCUUUUGCUUGGAAGCGUGCUCUCACAGCGCGGUAAUUCAACCACGUUGCAACCCCUGCAUUCUGAGUCCACACGCAACGGUUCCACUUAUGCCCUUCUAUGGAAUGGCGAAAUUUAUGCUCACACAGAAGAACAUACCAAUUCACUGUUUAUCAAUCCAUGCAACAAUGAUGGUGAGGUGCUCCUAUCGUUACUCGCUCAGACAGCAGAUCAAGCGCAUGUUCUUAGCCAGUUCAGUUCCUUGUUUGGACCGUUCGCAUUUAUACUGCUUGAGCUUCCAACUGGCACAGUUUACUUCGGACGCGAUCGAUAUGGUCGUCGUUCGCUCGUUGGACGAUGUGGGCACAAUACGUUGGGCGAUCAAAGCCUUACGUUGGACGCCAUCUCCAGCGUAGUGCUCCGAUCUGUUCAAUCAGGAGAGGAUGACUCAAAAUACGUGCAUCAAAUGUGGGUCGAGCUCCCGGCUUCCGGCGUCUUUUCAGGGCACCUUCGACUUGUCGACCAGGGCUGGUGUAUUGCUGACAUUACUCUACACCCAUGGUCCCCGGAGCACUCUGCGACAUUUCCCUCUUUUGGAUUAAGCGUCGCGCGAAUUGCAUCCCCCUUGGCUCCGUUGGUCGACAACUGGCUGGAACGAAACGUUCACCCUUCACAAGAUAUCAGCCAGACAUUACUUGAUCUUCUCUCAUCGGCUGUGAAAGAUCGUGUCUGCCUUGCGUCAUCUUCCUGUUCCGAUUGCUUUCGUGAGAUUCUCCAGCCUCCCUAUCAGACCCAACAUGCUUGCACGCACUCCAGAUUCGCCGUGUUAUUUUCCGGAGGCAUUGACUCUACGAUACUUGCAGUUCUAUGUCACCGCCACGUUCCUAGAGACCAGCCAAUCGAUUUGAUCAAUGUCGCAUUCGAACAGUCUGGUAGUCACAAACUGGGAUCGCAAGGGAAACCCGUACUUCAACCUGCUUCAAAGGCCCCAGACCGUCGGACGGCAUGGCAAAGUUUUCACGAACUGUGUCGUGUUGCUCCCACUCGACGUUGGAAAUUGGUUUUGGCCGAUGUGUCGUCGGCGGAGCUCCAUUCUGUUCGCACCAACUACAUCAAAGAGCUCCUUCUUCCGGGUCGUCUGACCGUUCUAGAUGAUAGCUUAGGUUUGGCUAUGUGGUUCGCUGCUCGAGGGCGUGGUCGUUGUUGCGAGGCUCCUAAAUCAGAUCUCGAAGUCACCGAGAAUUUGUAUACGUCUCCUGCGAAGACUGUUUUCGUGGGUACUGGUGUGGAUGAACAACUUGCCGGCUACACACGUCAUCGGGCAAUUUAUACGCACCGGUGCAUGCGCGAAUUGUCCUGUCAAUCAGGGUUCCAGUCAUGCUGA